Cryptomeria japonica (Japanese cedar) is the source of this 825-nucleotide messenger RNA. Its product is annotated as pathogenesis-related protein 1C. Gene Ontology annotation, cellular component: extracellular region. The record is from RefSeq and is a predicted model, not a curated record. NCBI's taxonomy places the organism in Eukaryota, Viridiplantae, Streptophyta, Pinopsida, Cupressales, Cupressaceae. The coding region runs from base 34 to 549 and encodes 171 amino acids. The transcript has a single exon.
CAUUUGGUGUAGAUAUUCUCAGAGAAAGAGUAUAUGUUAGAGAUGAUGAAGAUGUGUUGGCUUCUUCUGUUAUUCUUCUUUGUGCAACUGUGUUCAGCGCAGACUGUGCAGAGACAGUAUUUAGACCCUCACAAUAGGGCCAGGUCUCAAGUGGGUGUAGGCCCUCUGGUGUGGGACAAUACUGUGGCUGCCUAUGCGCAGAACUAUGCUAAUCAACGCAAGGGAGAUUGUGCUUUGAGGCAUUCUGGGGGUCCCUAUGGUGAAAAUAUUUUCUGGGGUAAAGGAAGGGAAUUUACUCCUGCAGAUGCUGUGAAUGCAUGGGUUAAUGAGAAGCAAUUUUAUGAUUAUAAUUCGAAUUCAUGCGCUCCAGGGAAACAGUGUGGGCAUUAUACUCAAGUGGUGUGGAGGAAUUCGAAGAAGGUUGGGUGUGCUCGUGUUAAAUGUAAUGAUGGUGCGUUUUUCAUUACCUGCAAUUAUGACCCACCUGGGAAUUUUAAUGGCCAGAGGCCGUACUUGACAUCGCCCUUCACUUCCGUUUCCUCUUUCUAAGUAUUUGGCUCUCAAUAAGACGUAUUGGCCUCUUAUAUGGGUGGGUCAAUGAAUGGAGUUUAUCUUUGUCAAGGUUUGUAAUUUGCUUGAAAUAAUAGCUACCGUGCAGUGAGGUUUUGCUUUAUUUAACUAAAUAUGUUUGUGAAACUAUCAACUAUUCGGUACUCAAUCUUGAAUACUGAACUUGAGUCACACAGCAUUGGAUGAUGUGUUUGAUGUAAUUUUUAUACAUCCAUCGAUUGUAUUGUCUCACAAAGCUUAAUCAUUUUGACUUUG